AUGGACGACAUUUUCGAUUCUUCCCUCAAUCUUGAAGAGGCCCAUUUGAAGGAAGGUUAUGCCGAUGGCUAUGAAGAUGGUCUAGUCGCUGGCAAAGAAGAGGCAGAACAAGUAGGCCUUAAAGUUGGUUUCGAGGUCGGCGAGGAAAUAGGGUUCUACAGAGGGUGUGUGGACGUGUGGAAUUCUGCAAUUCGGAUCGAACCGGAACGGUUUUCUGUUCGGGUUCGAAAGAGUGUGAAGCUGCUGGAGGAGUUGCUUGAGAAAUAUCCACUUCAAGAUCCUGAGAAUGAGCAAGUUCAGGAGCUGAUGGAAGGCUUGAGGCUCAAAUUCAGAGCGAUUUCCGCCACUUUGGGUGUCAAAUUGGAAUAUAAUGGCUAUCCCAGAUCGAUUUCAGAUGGAAAGGAUAUUGACUAUUGAUUUUAUUUGUGUGGAGAUUGUGUAAAUAGGCUCUUUGGAAAUUCACAAUAGGUGUUGAAACGGUUGGUGAAAUUUUGGGGUUUGUUAUAUCAUUGUUUGGUCUUAUAUCUAAUGAGAAUUCCCUGUUUCAUCUUUUCUGGCGAGAAUUUUUGGUUGUAGUGUAGAGGCUGGGCGUAUUUUUUUGGCAUUGUGUAUUAGAUUUUGUAAACAAAAAAUGCCGAAUCAUUAUUCGAUAUACUCAGUAUGGUCUGGUUGAAGUUCUUGGAAGAAGGACUAGAAAGCUAUUGCUUGAAAGUGUCAAUUUUAUCACGAUUCAUGAUAUGAACUUGUUAUUUUUUAUAAUCA
This is a messenger RNA of Cucumis melo (muskmelon), 762 nucleotides long. RefSeq lists its product as uncharacterized. Bases 1 to 417 code for a protein of 138 amino acids. The transcript has a single exon. NCBI's taxonomy places the organism in Eukaryota, Viridiplantae, Streptophyta, Magnoliopsida, Cucurbitales, Cucurbitaceae. The record is from RefSeq and is a predicted model, not a curated record.